AUGUAUCUUCCAUACAUAUACAAUUUCGGAUUCAAACCAUUUUCAUGUUCGUGUAUGGCACUUGGGCCAAUAGAAGACGAAUUUCAGAAGACACACGCCGUUUUCAUCGGUCGGAUUCUUCAUAAAACACGACCAGAGCCACUCAAACCUGUCGAGUAUAAAAUGAGAGUGGAAGAAGCAUUCAAACAUUAUAGGGCGUUUCAAAAGCGUUUACUAAAAGAUUGUAAACCACGAUGGGAGAACUACAAUAGAGUAUGGAGAGAGUUUCUUGACACCUUUUUUAUAAAUCGGAAUAUUGAUGGUUACUACUGGGACGUUCGACCAGCGCUAGCAUAUGCUCUUGAGCCACUCAAAGAACUCGCUGAAGUAGAAAAUUGGGGACCUAAUGAUAUGAUUCUCGUCAGCUAUUUCGUACACACUUUCUAUGAAUUACGAAAAGCCCAAAGGAAGAAUCCUGAUAUACGUUAUAUCGUAGAAUAUGAAGAUUGGAUCUACUUUAACACAGGCCUCAUUACUGAAACCAUGGAACGUAUCUAUGCCGCUUUCCAGAAGAACUAUAAACUGGCAAGCAGAGGAACGGAGGAGAAGCCUCAAUAUUUUUUGUCUUACAAUCCAAACAAUUUCAUGCGAGACAUUCAUAUGUCAGAUUAUUGCUAUCCUUUACCGGAUCGAUGUAGUUAUUUUGACGAUUAUACUCAAUUGAUUAUGGAUGGCACCAAAGAACCAAUUGUUCAUUGGACACAUAUUAUUGAUGAGAACUGGGAGCGGAUCUGUGAGAUAAUUUAUGGUAAAGAUAAAUGCAAUGAUGAAGAAUUUAAAAGACGUCAACAAUACGAUGCUCAAACUCGAUUAGAAGGUGCAUUAAAGCUAGCUAGGAACCGCGUCCUUACCAACUAUCGUACUGCUGUUCCACAGUCAUAUAAAGGUGAGCUUCAAUUGCUUUUGCCGCUAUGUCUUAAAAAAGCAAGCAAACCAGAUCUCGUUUUAACCCUCACCCGACAAGAUAGUAACCCGCCCAUACCAGGUGUAUUUACCUAUAUAGCAAGAACUAUUCUUACACUCAGCAUGGCUUACCAGAACGCACGAUUGGUCGCUCGUCCAGAAAAGGACUGGUUAAUAGCUGAAGACGUAACCACAACCAUGGAUGAUGAAAUGGAUGAAUACGAAUGA
Messenger RNA from Adineta ricciae, 1170 nucleotides. NCBI's taxonomy places the organism in Eukaryota, Metazoa, Rotifera, Eurotatoria, Adinetida, Adinetidae. The record is from the annotation of a GenBank genome assembly.